Molecule: messenger RNA, 837 nt
Organism: Cornus florida
Lineage: Eukaryota; Viridiplantae; Streptophyta; Magnoliopsida; Cornales; Cornaceae
Product: F-box/kelch-repeat protein At3g06240-like
Exons: 1
Coding region: 1-837 (278 amino acids)
Molecular function (GO): protein binding
Source: RefSeq, a predicted model, not a curated record
AUGUCAGAUUUCCUACCUCAUGAUGUGUUCAUCGACGUCCUCACUAGACUACCCAUCAAAGCCCUCGUCCGGUGCGCCUGUGUCUGCAAAUCGUGGUACUCUUUGUUCACAAACCCUAGUUUUAUCACCACACACCUCAAUCGGUCAUCCAUUGUGAACAACAACAAUCUUCUACUAGUUCGAAGCCGCUCUAGUGAUGAUGCCAAUGUAGUGCAUUACUCACUAUUACGUUAUGAAAACGGAACGUUGUGUGAUAAUGCAGAGCUUGAGCUUCCACUGAAGUGCUAUAGAAACCCUUCUUUGAGGAUAAUCGGUAGCUGCAAUGGCCUCGUGUGCCUUUCGAAUGAUUUGCACGGUUACCAGGAGGAGCUUUAUCUAUGGAAUCCAUCGAUUCGGAAGACGAUGGCCCUUCACCAAUUACGGGUCAAGUUUCAAUCACACGGUCCGUUUAUGCAUACAAUCGGAUUUGGCUUCGAUCCAGCGACUGAUGACUACAAGGUUGUCAGGAUUGUGUAUCUUGAAUCUCUUGAUGAACCCUAUGAUUUUGGAUCUCCUCCGGAGAUUGACAUUUUCAGUCUGAGCACAGGCACAUGGCGGAACAUCAGCCAUUUCGGUCUUCCACAUAUCAUCGACGAGCGGGCUCCCCAGACUUAUCUAAACGGGGCUGCACAUUGGUUUGCUAAUGGUUUGCUUUCGGGGAACACCUGCCACUUGAUCGUGUCAUUCCACAUGGGUGAUGAGGUAUUUGGCGAGAUCAAGGUGCCCAGUAGCAUUUUUGAUGAAUACAGGGCCUCAAGUGUUGGUGUUGAGAAGUAUCAAGAAUCACUCUCUCUCUGA